Molecule: messenger RNA, 6997 nt
Organism: Branchiostoma floridae (Florida lancelet)
Lineage: Eukaryota; Metazoa; Chordata; Leptocardii; Amphioxiformes; Branchiostomatidae
Exons: 23
Coding region: 309-5204 (1631 amino acids)
Biological process (GO): G protein-coupled receptor signaling pathway; protein phosphorylation
Cellular component (GO): membrane
Molecular function (GO): ATP binding; protein binding; protein kinase activity
Source: RefSeq, a predicted model, not a curated record
ACCGAGGAUGGAAAUCGACCCGUUACCAUGGCAACGCAUCUCCAUCUGUGGUUGGAAGCGACAGUGCCGAGAGUGGGCAGCAGUGCGCGGCUAUUAAGAGACGUGAGAGGGAGGCCAAAUUGAUAUUUGGUCUAAACCGGUGGGUCGGAUACGGACACACGUACGGAGCGCACGCACAGACCUACCACCUGCUAACCUCCCGUAGUGAACCAUCCCUCCUGACUCACACAGUACGAGAUCCAUUCAGAUACAGACGUAACUUCACUCGCCGCGUCUCAGGAGAAGCAGCCAAGGCGCGGCCGCUAACCAUGGAGUCGGCUGAUACCGCCUGGCUCCGGCUCGUGCUGGCGGUCACCUUGUUGUCCACCUGCCCUGCACAGGAAGUUAGUCCAGAACCGUGCACGGUGGAGGGGUUUGGUGACUCCGGCUGUGGAGGGUACCGGAACCUCCUGUCUGACUGCGGUGUGCUGCAGACGGUAGGCUUCCCGGGGUAUGACUACCCCAACAACAGCCUGUGUGAGUGGCACAUCCACGUCAGCCCCAGGCACAGGAUCAUUCUCAGCAUUGAUGUCUUCGACAUGGAGGAAUCAGGUCCAGCAUGUGUCUACGACUACUUCUCUGUUUUCGACGGCGUGAGCGAAAAUGCCCGGAUGUUGGGAAAGUUAUGUGGCGCGCAUGCGCCCUUCGUCAUCCUGUCCAGCAGGAAUCAUCUUUUCCUGAAGUUUUCCUCUGAUUCAUCUGUGACAUCAAGAGGUUUAUAUGCGUCUUAUAUAUCUGAAGAAAUCGGGUUACAAUCUGCCAAGCCGCUUAUUGCGUUGGGACCACCCCUCCUCCCCGCACCUGGGUUCAUCAACUUUACAGGAGAUGACUUUUCAGAAGAGGAGGAGGAUUCUUUUGUUACUCAGCGUUACCUGAUCCAAUCAAAGAUCAGAGAAAGGGUUGUAUUAGAGUGGACCAUCGUCGGUGGGAAGCGUCGAUUCAGAAAAGCAUGUUUGAAGAUCUACGAAGGCGAUGUCAAAACAGAGGUACCAGAUAUGUCAGUAAGAUGCAAUGAGUCCAAGUCUUCAUCCGGGGUAUUUCGGGCCAAAGGGCACCGUGUUCUCCUUCAAGUGACCUUCAACACUGCACUUGACAGGUUGAAAAUUUACCUGCGCCAUUAUGGUGAAGACACACUGGAUAAACUCCCAGCAUGCACCAGCAGCACUGGUGGAUCUGAUGUCGGCAAGGUCAAUUUCGACGAUGCAAUUAUUCGCCAGAACCUGCCGGGUCGAGGAGAUAACAUCUACUGUCAAACGAGGCUAUCGUCUGCAGCGGGUCGUCACGUGUCAACGACAUUUGCAUACGUCAUCAACCCGCCGUCCGCCAUGUUGGAUUCCAAUGUUACGACAGGCCGUAUGGAAUUGUCUGUAUACGAUGGGAAAAGUGAAAUUGUAAACACUGGAAAUUCAUUCCUGCAGCCGAAACUUCCUUUGCCGAUCGUCUCAAGGGGUGCUGAAAUUGUCCUUGUAUAUUGGUCAGACAAUGCAAAUGGCCUUGGUCAAUUGCCAACCAUCCAAGCCCGAUUUAGUCAAACAGAUUGCCAAGACUUCUCUCAUCUUUUGAUCGAAAACUCAACGAUUUCAGUGACUGAGAAAUGUGGUAGCUUCAGACAGGCACCUCAACAGGCUUCCACUAACCUGGACUAUCACAUCAUGAUUGAAAGCAAGAGUGGCAGCAACCUCAAGCUGGAUUUCUCACCAAUCUCCGCAAUGCAGGAUGUCCAGUUUGUCUGUAAAGGGAUGAAGGAUCUGUGUGAAGAAGACUUACAGGUCUACGACCAAUCCGGUGACAGCCCGUUGUUGAUCUACUCCUACUGCCGAGAUGCUCGCACCGAGUGGAGAACGGUUUUGUCCUCCAGCAGCUCUGUUGAAGUAGUGUACAGGUCUCGCUGUGCGUGGUCAAAGAGCGGCUUCUUCUUCUCCUUCAGAGAAACAGAGUGCGUAAGAUCACAGACCACAACCUGUGGCCCACGUGUCAACCUGGACGCUUCUUGCGGAACAAUCUUCUCGCCGACAAAUUCUUCAGCCACUACAUGUGAGUGGCUCGUGACUUCUCCACUGGGUCAGAGCAUCCUGAUGUUCUUCCAGCCAAUCAGACUGAGGUCCGACGGUGACGUCGAUGACUACGUCACCAUCUUGGAGGGAGCUAAAAAUGGCGGUUUUCAGACGACAAACGAGCUGACAGAAAACUAUGACAUCUUUCCUUACUUAUCCACAACAAAUCAAGUUCUGAUUAAACUCUCCAAGGGCCAGAACGGUACUGAAACCAGAUUUGUGGCUCACUACUGGAUGGAAGAGGAGGCAACCUUUGUCAAGCAUAUGGAAGACGUGUACCUGUCUGAGGAGCUGUGCGAGCCUGGAUUUACCCACUACAGAGGGAACUGCUACCAGGUUUUAGCCAGUCAGGUACCGCUGUGGUGGGAGUCCGCACAGCAGCGAUGCAGCGACAUGGGCGCAACUCUCGCGAGCAUCACGAGUCCGUACGAGAUGAAGUUCAUCGAGAGGCUGGCCCGAGAAAGCUUGAUUGCCGGUGGGAGUACACCAAUAACAGCGUUCAUUGGCUUACGGUCGAAAGGCACAUCGGGAACGUACGCAUGGGUUGAUGGGAGUGACGUCACGUUCACGAGGUGGCAGGGGAGGCCGCCCGAGCCUACCGGGCAGGGGAAGGCUGCCCGGACCUGUACGCUGAUGACGACAGGGCGGCAGGAGGGGGACAUGGACACACGGUGGUACCCUGUACCGUGUGACUAUCCGCGUGCUGGCAGGAACUUUAUCUGUAAGGCUGGCGCAAGAGGAUGCGACGAAGGAUGGACUCUGGUUGGAUCCACAUGUCUGAAACUUUACCGGCUAAAAGGACAAGAAAUAAAUUAUGAUGACAAGUGUACUGAUGUUGGAGGAACGGUCGUUUUGGUAAACCACACCGACAAACUGCCACAGAUAGAAGAGUACCUCGACCAAUGUUGGCCCAGAUUUCCUGAACCGAAAGUGUUCAUGCAAAUAAAGGAAGAAGGAACAGCCACUUGUAACGUUUUGGAAAAAGAAGAGGGAACGGGAAAGAGGUGGGAGGCGGCAACGACGGAAUGCUACAGACGGGUGCCAACUCACGUGCUUUGCUCAAUGCAAAAAGAUGCCAAGACCUGCCCGGUGGUUUGUUCCUGCUUGGAGGACACAGUUUCCUGUGUACAGAAGGGCCUUGAGCAGCUGCCAGACAUGAUUCACAAGACAACCAGAAAACUCUUGCUUGGAAGCAACAGACUAAACUUCACAGCACAGUCGUUCACAUCCUGGCAUCUCCUAUCAUCACUGGACCUAAGCAACAAUUCCAUCCAGCAGCUACCGGAGAAUGCCUUUGGAACUCUUCACACCCUUCUACUCCUAAAUCUAAGUGGGAACUUGAUAACGGCGUUGAGGUCCUCAAGCUUCAGCGGACUAGAGAAACUCCAAGUCUUAGAUGUGAGUGGCAAUAACAUCGAUAAAUACGACAGGGACGUCUUCGAUCACAUGAAGAACUUACGACUUCUUGUUGCAGAUGAUGACAUCAUCUGCUGCCUUGCCCCACGAGUAAACGUCUGUACCGCGGAGAAAGACCCCACCUCUACAUGCGACCAUCUCAUCGCCAGUAACGUCCUGAGAAUAACCACGUGGGUUCUGGGGCUGUUGUCCAUAUUAGGAAACCCGACAGUUGUUCUUCAACACUUGAGGACUAAACAUGGCGGCACGUGGACGGCGUUCCUAUGUAACCUGGCGGUGGCAGACUUCUGUACAGGACUGUAUCUCUUAGUAAUAGGCUCUGCAGACGCAUUCUUCCGUGGAGAGUAUAUCUUUUAUGCUGAUCACUGGAUCUCUAGCACAAUGUGUGCAUCUGCUGCCGUCGUCUUCACCUUCUCCAAGAUGUCGUCCCUAUUUCUCGUCGGAGCAAUAAUGCUCGAAAAUCACGUGUUUCCUCGGCUUCCAAUCAAAUACCUGACGAACAGAAUGCACUCUCCUUCGAUCGUGGCAUCCGUGUGUUGGACGCUUUCAUUUUGUUGCACGAUAACUCUGACUAUUUCAUCCCAGCUGACUGGAUACUUCAUCGGCAGCAGGACGGGGCUAUGCACGCCUGUUCUGACAACCGUGUUGUCCAGUGCUGAACCGGGAUGGAAGUAUGUCUUCUUCGUGUACACCAUCUUGCCGGCAACAAUCAUGGUGCUUACUACAGUUUCGAGCAUCAUAGCAUUCUAUGCUGGCAAGCCAAACCCGCUAGCAAACGACUUGUAUUUCAGCAAGGAUUCAGCAAAAGAGAAAAAAUUACGCCUUGGUUUGAAGGGCUUGCUGGUGCUAAAUUAUCUGUGUUGGACCGUGGUGGUAAUCACGGGAAUUCUCACGAGAGUCGGCGAGAAGAUCUCGCCCGACCUUGCCGUUUGGACUGCCCUGUUCCUGAUGACAAUAUCUGCCGGCAUUGACCCGUUUAUACACCUCGCGAGCCUGGCAGACUUUUCUUCUGACAAAAGAGAGGCCACAAACUGUGCCGAAGCCAACGGAAACAUUGUGAAUACUUUCGUGGAUUCCCUGGGGAGAAGAGUCUACAAGGCAUCAACUGGCACUCUCAGAAGUAAUGGAUCAGACCAGACCGAGGAGAAACAAGCCAUCAAGGCGUAUCUACAGUGCUUGAGCGUCGACGUGGAAACAAACUUUGUCGUCAAACUUAUCCUGCAGUUUCGGAGCUAUUCUACAGUCUUGGUUGAGGGAUCGGCUACACAGGAGAUGUCAGUAUUACGGCGGAUAGGAGAGUCAGGUGGUCACCAGAACAUCGUGCGACAGUGCGUUAUCCCAGAGUUGGACGCCUACAAGUGGGUUCUGUACACUGUCUAUGAGAAUUGCAAAUUGAAGGAGGUUAUCCCAACUCUGUCAUCGGAAGAUCUUUUGACCAUCUCGUUGGACAUGUCCAAAGCACUGCACUUCCUACACCAGGAAAACAUCGCCCUGGGCAAACUGACUCUGGACGGAGUACUGGUAGAGAAGUUACCGCACAUAAAGGUGGUGAUAGCGGACUUCACCAGUGCAAAGAUCGUCGGGACGGGCGAGACUGCACAGAAAUCGUUUCAGGCAGACUUCGACGAGUGGCAAAGGCUGAGGACAAUGAUCAUCCGGAAAUCCGCCUACGCUACAUUAUCCUGUCGUCUGUAGCAAAUCAUUGAAGAACCACUGGCAAAACACUUCAUGCGAUUGCAAAUGUUGAAGCAGACGUAAAAUGUCCAAAUGACACCAUGUUACGUGAAAUAUUGACAACUUGCUAUGGGAACCAAUCGACGGAACGGAAGCCUAAUGCGGGGUCGUCCUUCUCUGAUCUUGAAAAAAAACUGAGCAAGGAGGACGUUGGAUUUGACAACCUUUGGACAAUUCUAUUGGACAAUGGUGAACUGAAAUAUGUUAUGAAGGACACAACGGAUAUGGGAACCUUUACUAAGGAUAGCAAUGGCGACACUUAUACAUAGGGUGACUGACCUGACUGACUGACACUAACCGUUAUUCAUACAGUGUAUGAAACUUGUAUCAACCUCAUGUACGUACGAGUCCUAGUGGCACUUUGAUCUCAUAGAUUAGACCCCAUGAUGUAACAUCAGUCAUAAAUUAUAACCAUCCGCAAACCAUGUGUAGAUUCAGAGAAAUCGAAAGAGUAGAUAUUCCUAGGGUAAAGUAGGGCUAUAGUUUGCGUUGUGCAACUAAAAUAAAAUACCCAAUACACUUGGAUAAUUAGAUAGAUACUAUGGAAUAAAUUGCACAUGUACCUCUACAGACCUUUACUUACAACAUAACCUUUACUUAUUACAAACACAACCGUUCCGCUCUACUAGUGCUGCCCUCCGUAGUUCAGUUACAAAUAUUGGGAAUCAUUUUAAGAAAUACCAAGUGACUUCAUUGUAAAUAUGAAUUUCUAUUGAUUGAUGUUGAAGAGUUCCAAUGUAUAUAUUUGAGAAAUGAUUUCUUUGCUGCUAGGAUGUAGACUCAACAAAUGUGAGAGACUGCGAUAUUUGAUUCAGUGAGCAUUAGGUCUUUAUCAGUUUAUGGUAUACUGACUUUGAUGUACAAAAAUGGUUGUAGUAUCAUUAAUUAUAUGUUAUGCUAUGAAUCAUACGUAUAUUCGCAAAUGCUCGUACGCGUAUUAUACGUAUACGUUCUGAAAUUUAGCAGGUAAACUGGUGUAGAUGAUUUGUAUUCUAUAUUACCACCUCCCAGCAUAACAUAUGGAAAUGCUCUCUUAUGACGUCAUUGAUGUUUGCUUACAGUGAAUAAUAAAUGUCGUGAUACCCACUAACUGACGGACAAAUCCAGGAAUUUCUUUCCUGCCAAGGCAGUGAAAAUUAAUAAAAAAUGCGCGCCUGAAUAAGAUAUGUUAUUUCAACCAUUGCUAGUGUGGCGCUAUUUGAUAAUUACUAGCGGUCUUUCAGUAUGUUACGUUCUAUGGUAUCAUGAAAAUAGCAUUUUUUUCAGUGAAAACAUAUCACAUUUUGUAGUUGGUAACGUUAUAGAUCUGUCAAAAAUACAUUGUAAUAAUUCUAAUGUUUAGAAUGCUAAUUCAUACUGCAUCUAACGUUAACUUGAAACUGCGGUGCCUGCAGCGACAACAAAAUUCUUUUUAGAUGGUACUACAUCACGGUAGGCAAGACUGGAACACAAAGUGGUAAGCGUUUUGGUUAACAUUGCUGUUCACUGUAUGCAUGGUAUGUAAACAUUGGCAACGAACGGAGUAGAAUGACAACAAUAGGCCAGGAUUUGUGUGUUUAGUGUGGCAUGGAUGGAAGAAAAUUUAUUUCUUUUGCAUCAAAAGGGCGUUGGUCUGCGUUGCCUGUACAAUUUUUAUGGGGAUAAUUCAAUCAUAGCCGUUGAUCCGUAUAGAAAAUAAAAAUAUGCUUUCCUCGUCCAUGGCUGUUGUCUGAUCUUCUUCCUCUGAUAAGACCAUAUAUAAGAACAGACCGUCA